CUGGCGAAGCUCAAGACAGCCCCCGGCCACCACCUCCAACCCAGGCUCCACACAAUCUGAAACCAACCCUAAUGUCUUCUCCUUCUUCCGCUUCUUCUUCCUCUUCUUCUUCUUCUUCUUCUUCUUCUGACCUCAUUCCUAAUCUCCCAGACGACGUCGCUUUGCAAUGCAUAGCCAGAGUCCCCAGGUCUCGCCACCCCCACCUCUUACUUGUGUGUAAAUCGUGGCGCUCCAUUCUCAGCUCCUCAGACUUUUUUUCCACACGAUCACUCCUCAACUGUAUGCAACACUCUCUCUAUCUCAUCGUCAGGGUCAACUGCACUCUCAAAUGGUUUGUGCUCAAUCAAAACCCCAGAAUUCUCGCCCCUCUUCCUCCAAAUCCGUCUCCGGCAAUUGGAUCCGCCUUUGCCGCAAUUGGGUCAAAGAUUUUCGUAUUGGGUGGGUCAGUCAACGAUGUGGCUUCACCGACGGUUCAGAUUUUUGAUUGCCGGUUCGGUACGUGGGAGUUGGGGCCCAGAAUGCGGGUGGGGAGGGAGUUCGCGGCCGCCGGAGUUGUGGGUCGGAAGAUUUAUGUGAUGGGUGGGUGCUUGGUUGACACGUGGGCGAAGUCUGCGAACUGGGCGGAGGUUUUCGAUCCGGCGGCUGGACGGUGGGCGGGGGUGGAGAGUCCAGUGGAGGUGAGGGAGAAGUGGAUGCACGCGAGCGCGGUGGUGGAGGAGAAGAUCUACGCGAUGGCCGACCGCGGCGGGGUUGUGUUCGAGCCGGGGACGGCGGAGUGGGGCGGCGUGUCGACGGAGCUCGAUUUGGGGUGGAGAGGGAGGGCUUGUGUGGUGGAUGGGGUGCUGUAUUGCUACGAUUAUUUGGGCAAAAUCAGGGGUUUUGAUGUGAAGGAGGGGCUGUGGAAGGAGCUGAAGGGGUUGGAGAAGGGUCUGCCGAAGUUUCUGUGUGGAGCAACAAUGGCGAAUGUGGGAGGGAAUCUAGUUGUGUUGUGGGAAGGGAAAGGAAAUGGGAAAGAGAUGGAAAUUUCGUGUGCCGAAAUCGCUAUUCAGAAGUGCAGUGAUGGAGGCUUGCGCGGAUCAAUUGUGUGGUCGGAUGUGAUUCUUUCUGUUCCCAUUGGGUCUGCCACUGUUCACUGCUUGGCAGUUGCUGUGUGACCAUUGCUAAGCUCCAAGGUUUGUACAUUAUAUUGUUCUGUAAAUAGCCACAAAAUCUUGGUCUCUGAACAUGGAAAGAAAAUACAAUUUCAAUUUCUUUCUCCUUCCUCACCAGUCAGGAAUGUGGGAAACCAAUUCUAUCUGGUGUUGAAUUAAUCAUGCUCCUGAGCAGGCUACUGCCAUCAGUCACACAAUGGUCCAGAAGAGCUUCCUUGUAUGUGGUUUGGGAAAUUUCCUGACACCAGACCAGUUGCAGGAGUUACUCAAAAGAGGUUAGCUGGAGUUUAACUCCCUCACCUUUUCUUGCCAAUUCGGCUGCAUAUAAGUUCAAGUUCAUUAAGUUUUUAUUAGUUGUUGUAUUCAAGGAAUUUCUUUACAAUAAUAUUUAGAAUCUCUGUUCAUUUACAUUAGUUUGAUUUAUUAAUUUUUUUUAAUGCUUUUGAUU
Vitis riparia (riverbank grape) is the source of this 1599-nucleotide messenger RNA. Its product is annotated as F-box/kelch-repeat protein SKIP6. NCBI's taxonomy places the organism in Eukaryota, Viridiplantae, Streptophyta, Magnoliopsida, Vitales, Vitaceae. The transcript is spliced from 2 exons. The record is from RefSeq and is a predicted model, not a curated record. The coding region runs from base 72 to 1154 and encodes 360 amino acids. Gene Ontology annotation, molecular function: protein binding.